GUGUGUGUGUGUGUGUGUGUGUGUGUGUGUGUGUGUGUGUGAAUCAUUCAGACUCCGUUGAUGUUCCACUGAUGCUCUGUUUACUGACCUCUGCUUUGGUUUUUGUCCUCCUCUCCUCCUUUCUCCCUUCCCCGCCUCCUAUCUUCCCCUCCUCCUCCCUUAACACGUUUAUUUUCUCUCCAUUCGGCCAAACGCCCUUUAAUGUUACACACUCCUCUUAAACCCCUCCCCCUCCCCCAUCAUGUACGUUUACCCAAUUUUGGUUCCACCUCCUUUCCUUUGUUCACUUGUCUUACUCUGGUCUACCCGACUUUGGGUUUGCCGUUUUGACCCUCUCCCCAUGCCCUCCAUCUUUGCUCCACCCCUCAUCACCAUGGAAACCACCACCUUCCCCCCUCGUCCAACGCUGGGCGGUCUGAUCUCUACCUUCGUCUCUCCUCUUCCUCCUCCUCUGCUCCUCCUCUUCCUGUCCUCUGCUCUGCGGUCUCUCUCUCUAAAGAUGGUCACGCCUCAAAGUAUCUUUACCCUCUUCGGAGUCUAUGGUGACGUCCAGAGGGUGAAGAUCCUCUACAACAAAAAGGACAGUGCUCUGAUACAGUUGUCUGAUGGCAACCAGGCUCAGCUGGCAAUGAGCCACUUGAAUGGUCAAAAGGUGUUUGGUAAAGUGAUGAGAGUGACUCUGUCUAAACAUCAGACUGUGGCUCUGCCCAGAGAAGGAUUGGAUGACCAGCUGCUCACUAAAGGUAAGAGUUUUUCAACAGCCAGAUCAGAUCCACGAACAGUCUGGUAAUGUAUAGUAAUUCUAUCUUUGUGAGGACAAGUUUCAGUUCAAAUAAGUCCGAACCCUCAAGCAGCUCUUUUCAAACUGCUGUUAAGGGGUUAAGAGUGAUUGAUCCUCACAAGUAUACAAGAACGUGUGUUUAUCCGCUCCGGCCAAGUCUUCCCUUCCGAGGGUUGCUCAAUGUUUACAGCCCGCCGAGCAACUUGAGAUGCAAGACUGGAGUUUGAGUUCAGAGACAAAAUGCUCAUCAGACGAUAGCAACCACCAGCAGUAUCAGUCACUGUUAUUUUGUGUGUGUGUGUGUGUGUGUGUGUGUGUGUGUGUGAGAGAGAGAGAAAAAGUGUUUGCCCCCU
Molecule: messenger RNA, 1134 nt
Organism: Anarrhichthys ocellatus (wolf-eel)
Lineage: Eukaryota; Metazoa; Chordata; Actinopteri; Perciformes; Anarhichadidae
Product: polypyrimidine tract-binding protein 3-like
Exons: 3
Coding region: 242-790 (182 amino acids)
Molecular function (GO): RNA binding
Source: RefSeq, a predicted model, not a curated record